Messenger RNA from Vitis riparia (riverbank grape), 606 nucleotides. Its product is annotated as protein ENHANCED DISEASE RESISTANCE 2-like. The record is from RefSeq and is a predicted model, not a curated record. The transcript is spliced from 4 exons. Lineage: Eukaryota; Viridiplantae; Streptophyta; Magnoliopsida; Vitales; Vitaceae. The coding region runs from base 42 to 395 and encodes 117 amino acids.
CCAAGACUUAGGGAAGAUGAUUAGACUUGCUAAAGAACAGAAUGGGUUAUACUACCUUGAGACACCAAGGCUCUUGGAUCGUUCGCCAGAGCGUUGGAAGCACCCCUUGUCUACUGGGAAAGGCUGUUGAUUGUACUUAUAUCCGUGGUCCCAAGUACUUAGAAAUUGAUGUUGACAUUGGUUCCUCCACUGUCGCCAAUGGAGUCUUGGGCCUUGUUUGUGGUGUAAUUACUACGCUAGUAGUUGACAUGGCCUUUCUUGUACAGGCAAAUACAGCAGAGGAGUUGCCAGAAAGACUCCUUAGUGCUGUCCGUGUUUCUCAUGUGGAAUUGUCGUCUGCAAUUGAUCCAAAUCUCGAAUCCAAAUCAUCACCACCUCCUUCCUCGAGCAACUGACCCGGAUCAUUACUUCCCUUCAUAUUUUUUCCUGCGACUGUAUCAUUACCUUUGUCAAUAUUUUUUUGAGCGGAAAGCUUAGAAAUCAUAAGAGAGGAACCCUAUGCAUAUGCUUCUCUCAAGGCCCAUAUCUCUGAUGUUUAGGUUUGGGUUUUGUUAUUUAUUUCAACUAGUGUGAAUUUGGAAUCAAACCCCACCUCCAUUUUCCCUU